GAUAUACGUUGAUGAUCUCCUCAUCAAGCCCAUUCCCGGUAUCUACAGUAUACCCGUGGUCAUCGAUGAGGGCCUCGGCAAUGAUACGGUCGUCACAGUGGCAUGGACGCAGAGUGUUAAUAUGUUACAGGUCAUACUCACUGGCCCAAACGGUACUACCAUCGACAGUAAUUAUCCUGGUUAUCAUCACGAUAACGCCAAUGAUCUGAUCUCCAUAAACAUUCCUUUUGCCCAGGCUGGUUUGUGGAAUUUAACCAUAAAAUCCAUACAAGUUGAUGAUCAUGCUAGCAUUUCUGUUACUUCUAAACCGAAGACUCUGGAAUAUUCACCAAUCACAGUAAGAGCAUUGUUAGGAUCACCUGAGGUAAAUUUCACCCAGAAUCCGGCCGUGGCUAUAUAUGCACUGGUACAAAAGGACUAUCUACCCGUUCUCAAUGCUGACGUCACGGCUAUCAUUUCGGACUCAUCCUUAUCGACCACAAUGAAGUUACUUGAUAACGGAGCAGGAUCUGAUUUAUCCAAGGAUGACGGUACAUAUUCAAGAUAUUUUAUAGACUUCACCUCUAAUGGCAGAUACAACGUCAAGAUCGAUGCCCUUGGAUAUAGUUCCAUGGUGGAAUCUCCAGACAUUUCAAGAGGUAAAAGGGCGGCUGAGUUCGAAGAAUUGGAGGUAUCAACUGCCCCUUCCUUCAUGCGUACAGCCUCGGGAGGAGUCUUCAAAGUCGAAGGCUACACACCAAACGCUACGGACAUCCUGCCCCCUUCCCGUAUCCAGGACCUGGUCUAUACCUCAUUCUCAUACGAUAACAGCUCAGUGACACUCAGCUGGACUGCUGUAGGAGAUGACCUAGACCAAGGAACAGCAUUCAAUUACGAAUUCCGCUAUUCAACGAACUACUCCAAUGUCAGAACGAACUUCAGCAACUGCGUUGAGAUCACACAGGAUGAGCUCAUCUACGGGAACCUCUCUAACAUCAACCCAUCAGGGGUUACUGAAACCAUCACCGUUACCCUUCCUGAAAGAGGACAAGAUAUUGUCUACUACUUCGCAAUUAGGGCUGGGGACGAGACCGGGAAUGUAGGGGAGUUGUCCAACAUAGCCUCCUUGUCGAUUCGGUAUAUACCGGUUACCAAGGAUCCAACCAAACCUGAUAACCUCGGUAUCAUAAUUGGGGUCUCCUGUGGAGUCGGUGCUUUGAUCAUCGUAGGAGCUGUAUUGAUAAUUGUUCAUCGCCGGAAGACAAGCAAGGCACAGGAUGGACAAGUGAAAUCAGAAGAAGGGCUACCAAAUAAAAGUACAACUGACCACGAUCCAAGCAUUAAUAAUCCCACUUAUUCUAAUUACCCGACUUCAUAAACUUCAGAA
Messenger RNA from Lytechinus variegatus (green sea urchin), 1366 nucleotides. RefSeq names its product calcium-activated chloride channel regulator 1-like. The transcript has 6 exons. The coding region runs from base 122 to 1357 and encodes 411 amino acids. NCBI's taxonomy places the organism in Eukaryota, Metazoa, Echinodermata, Echinoidea, Temnopleuroida, Toxopneustidae. The record is from RefSeq and is a predicted model, not a curated record.